Penicillium taxi is the source of this 1314-nucleotide messenger RNA. RefSeq names its product Brix domain-containing protein. Gene Ontology annotation, biological process: ribosomal large subunit assembly; rRNA processing. Gene Ontology annotation, cellular component: preribosome, large subunit precursor. Gene Ontology annotation, molecular function: rRNA binding. The record is from RefSeq and is a predicted model, not a curated record. The coding region runs from base 1 to 1314 and encodes 437 amino acids. The transcript is spliced from 2 exons. Lineage: Eukaryota; Fungi; Ascomycota; Eurotiomycetes; Eurotiales; Aspergillaceae.
AUGGCCAAGGCACGUGUUAAGAAGCGCACCCACUUGAAGCCGCAAAAUGCUUCAUCUGCGGCCAAUAAGGCCGGUGCGGCUUCUAUGAACAAGACGCCCAAGUCUAUGGUCAUUCGAGUUGGCGCUUCUCAAGUCGGUAGCAGUGUGACCCAGUUGGUGAAGGAUGUUCGUCAGAUGAUGGAGCCUGAUACCGCUGUUAGACUGAAGGAACGUAAAUCUAACCGACUGCGCGAUUAUACCGUGAUGGCUGGUCCCCUCGGUGUCACACAUCUUAUGUUGUUCUCCAAGUCUAAGACCGGUAAUACAAAUAUGCGUCUUGCUGUCACACCUCGGGGCCCAACUAUGCACUUUCAAGUUGAGAACUAUUCUCUUUGCCGAGAUGUUGAGCGGUCAUUGAAGCGCCCAAGAAGCGGUGGUCAAGACCACAAAACACCACCGCUGCUGGUGAUGAACAACUUCAACACUCCAGAUGCUACAGAGAAUGAUAAAGUGCCGAAACGCCUCGAGACCCUCACUACCACAAUCUUCCAAUCCCUCUUCCCUCCCAUCAACCCCCAAGCUACUCCUCUGUCCUCUAUUCGCCGCGUCAUGCUGCUUAACCGAGAGCCUUCUGAUCCCAAGGAUAAGGAUGCGUACGUCCUGAGUCUACGACACUACGCUAUCGCCACUAAGAAGACGGGUGUGUCAAAACGGAUUCGCCGUCUGGACCCGAAGGAGAUUCGUAACAGAGAUCGAACGGGUGCUGCUGUCCCUAACUUGGGUAGAUUGGAGGACGCGGCAGACUAUCUCCUUGAUCCCUCCGCGGCUGGAUAUACAUCCGCAAGUGAGACGGAGCUGGACACCGACGCCGAGGUGGAGAUGGCUGAGACCACAACCCGUAAGGUUCUCAACAAGCGGGAAGCGCAACGCCAGAGAGCCGGAGACAAAAAGAUUGAGAAGGCUGCUGCCGCUGCUGCUGGUGUGGAGAAGCGAGCAGUCAAAUUGGUCGAAUUGGGUCCCCGGUUGAAGCUUCGACUGAUGAAGGUCGAAGAUGGUGUCUGUGAGGGUGAGGUGAUGUGGCAUCACUAUGUCACCAAAUCUCAGGCGGAAAUCAGAUCAAUGGAUAAGCGCUGGGAAGCCCGGAGAAAACAAAAGGAGCAGAGGAAGAAGGAACAGAAGGCCAACGUUGAGCGAAAGAAGAAGGACAAGGCUAAGGCUAAGGCCAAUGGCGAAGAGGUGGAUGAGGAUGAGGAUAUGGAUGACGGUGAAUGGCUCAGUGAUGAAUUUGACGAUGGCGAGGAGCCAGCAGGGGAUUCGGAUGAUUCUAUGGAGUAA